AUGAUCUUUGUUUUCUUGAUCAGUACUGAUGUCAGAUUCUUGAUAAUUAUCUGUUUAGCGGAGCUUUUCUCACCGUUUUGCUUGAGUCGAACAAAGUAUGAGACGCCUGCGAUGAUUGAAGCGAAAAUGUCAGGGCGAGUUGUAGCAGUCUGCGGCGAACGCUACUGUGGUGGAGAUGUUGUUGCAACACUUUGUCAACGUGGGUACAACGCCGCACUUAUCAGAGCCGAUUAUGGUUAUUGGAAGAAGAGGUAUCCGGAAGGCUUAUUGACAAAAAAGGAUAAGAAGAAAGUUGACAUUUUCAGACUAACCGCACAAUACCACGAAAAUAAAAAACCACAAAUCGAGAAAAGUAACUUUGUAACAUUGCUUAUAGCAUGGUGAUG
Molecule: messenger RNA, 386 nt
Organism: Enterobius vermicularis (human pinworm)
Lineage: Eukaryota; Metazoa; Nematoda; Chromadorea; Rhabditida; Oxyuridae
Source: the annotation of a GenBank genome assembly